Molecule: messenger RNA, 4644 nt
Organism: Aspergillus ibericus CBS 121593
Lineage: Eukaryota; Fungi; Ascomycota; Eurotiomycetes; Eurotiales; Aspergillaceae
Product: WD40 repeat domain-containing protein
Exons: 4
Coding region: 1-4644 (1547 amino acids)
Molecular function (GO): protein binding
Source: RefSeq, a predicted model, not a curated record
AUGGACAGGUUUCGAAGACGUUCGACGGCGGAGGAAAGCUUCGGUCGGCUCGAGAGGCGUUUGAGUGGACUCUCCGUAUCUCGGAAGGGCGGCGUCUCCUUGGGGCCUCCGGAAGCAGAUGAGGAUCUGCUGAUUGAAAGCGAGGAUCUCAAGGGACCUUUGGGACUCAACUUACUUUGUACAGUGCCCGAGCCACAUAUCGAUUUCAUUUUCAUCCAUGGAUUGGGAGGAGGCUCUCGGAAGACAUGGUCCAAAACAAUCGAUCCCUACCACUUCUGGCCUAAAGAAUGGUUAUCUCGAGAUCCAGAGUUUAGCCAUGUCCGCGUUCACAGCUUCGGGUAUAAAGCUGAUUGGGCGGAAAAGAAAGCCAGCUUCUUAAAUAUUCAUGAUUUUUCGCUGUCUCUCCUUGGAGAGAUACAAUGCAGCCCCGAGAUUCGUCGGAGUAAUGCAUAUAUCCUCGCCCGAGAAGACCCCACUCUCAGAGAUUUUGCUAGUAGAAUCCAUACAAUGUACUUCCUAGCAACUCCUCACCGUGGGUCUGACCUCGCCAAGACGCUACUGAAUAUCUUGAAGGUGUCCUUUGGUCACAAGCCUUUCGUGGUGGAAUUGGAACGCAACUCGGACUCUAUUCAGUCAAUUAACGACAGCUUCCGGUACUUCGCGGAUGAUCUUCAAUUGUGGUCGUUUUAUGAAACCCUACCGCUCCGCUUGGUGUUGGCCAAUGCUGUUAUUGUUGACAAAUCGUCAGCCACUCUUGGAUUUGCUAAAGAACGGUGCUCACUUCUCAAUGCGGACCAUAGCGGAGUUUGCAAAUUUAAUACCCCGACGGAUCCGAACUAUAAAAGCCUCCGAAACGCGUUCAUUACCACGGUUGAUUCUAUCCUUUCUGGAGUAUGCGAGACCACGAAGAUCGAAUCGUCCAAGCUGACUGGACUCACUGGGAUCACUGAACCACCAAUAGACGACCUCUUUGCUCUAGAAGAGAUGCGAAUCUCUGGAACAUGCGAAUGGCUGGGCACAAAAUCAGGAUAUAAGACAUGGAAAUCCGCUUGGUCUCUUAGCCGGCCAAUAUUCUGGCUUACUGGAAACGCAGGCACCGGAAAGUCCGUACUGUCAAGCUACGUCAUCAAUGACCUCGAAGGGAACAACCUCCGGUGCAGCUACUUCUUUUUCAAGCAAGGAAGCGGAAGCAGGUCCUCUGUAUCUGGAUGUCUACUAUCGAUCGCCUUCCAGAUGGGCCAGGCGGACGAAACAAUUCUCAGGCGUUUGACCCAACUUUCUGAGGGGUCUGAGACUUGGGAGCAAUUAGAUGAAAAGACGCUAUGGCGUAAGGUCUUUCAAGGGGCUAUAUUCAAGGAGCCCAAUCCUGAGCCAUGUUAUUGGGUCAUUGAUGCUCUUGAGGAAUGUAGUAGAUUUCCUGUCCUUAUCUCCCUACUUGCCAGAGCGCCCCCAUACUUGCGAAUAUUUCUCACAAGCCGCCUUACUCCGGAGGUGUAUCAGUGCCUUGCAUCUCAUAGUGUGGCUAUUGAGAGUUACAGUAUACAGGCACAGGACACACUCAUCGAUUUAGGGAUAUUCGUUGAUUCGAGAACGGAUUCUCUUCCUGCUGGGAAUGAUGGCAGUCACAAGAGCCUUCGAGCCAGAAUUCUGGAGAAGGCUAAGGGAUCUUUUCUAUGGACAUCCCUUGUGGUUCGAGAACUCGAGGGGGUGUACUCAGAAGAGGCGGCCGAGGAAGUGUUAAUUGAAGUACCCGCAGACAUGAACAACCUAUACGCAAGAAUGCUAGAGAACAUCCCUCGCAAAGGUCAGACUCUAGCACGAUCCAUCUUCACUUGGACACUCAUGAGCAUGCGACCUUUAUCGCUGAAUGAAAUCAGCCACGCGGUUAAACUGGACACCAACGAGACUGUUCACAAUCUGGCCAAAGCUAUCAUCGCUAUUUGCGGACAGCUCAUUGGAGUCGAUCAAAAAGGCCGGGUUCAAUGUAUCCACCAAACCGCAAAGGUGUUCUUACUGCAGCAGGAAGGAGUCCCCGCCCUCAGUAUUCAUAAGUCAGAUUCUCACUCAAGAAUUGCUGAAUUAUGCCUGAUAUCGCUCAACAUGAACUUUGGUCAGGGGGGCCGCCGACAAAAACUGAGAAUGAACAAGGCUUCCACAGUGUCUGAGGCUGAUGUUACGGACUACGCCGCAAUAUACUUUUCUGAUCAUCUACAUAAGUGCUCCUCGGAGAACUCUAGACUCUGGGCUUUGCUAGCAGAAUUUUUGGAGGGCUGUGUUUUGAUGUGGGUCGAAUAUCUCGCUGAAGGAGGGAAAUUGCAGCACAUCACCCGCACAGCUAAAAAUCUGAAAUCGUACUUGAUGCGCCGCCUCAAGCACAUGCAGCCCUUCUCCAACGAGAAAGAAAUUCUGGAAGCAUGGAUCCAUGACUUGAUAAGGCUGAACGCAAAAUUCCGCACGGCCCUUGCAACUUGUCCAUCUGCUAUUCACAAUAUUGUUCCUGCACUAUGCCCGUCAGAGUCGAUGAUAUCGUCGAUUUAUGCCUCUCGACCUCGCGGGAUUACCGUCAAAGGGCCAAUAGAGAGGACAUGGAAUGAGUGUCUAGCGACAAUCGACUAUAACACAGCUCAGACAAGUGCAGUAGCCCAUGGAGAUUGUUACUCGGCUGUCGGGAUCUCUGAUGGAAAUAUUUACCUCUAUGUCCGAGAUUCCACGGUAAUUACUGCGACCUUGUGCCAUGGAGAGCGGGUCAAGAUCCUUGUAUUUAGCGACGAUGAGCUUUUCCUUGCUUCGAGUGGCCUGCGUAAGGUGACGAUAUGGGAUCUACGGACUCGGAAACAAUCACGGAUCUUCGAGGUGCAUCACCAACCCCUCACCCUCGCAUUCAGUGACAACAGCGCAUUUCUGGUUGCUGCAACACAGGGGAACUAUACAAUCACCUGGGACCUUCAAGAGGAACGAAUCGAAGCUGAAACCUGGUCUUGGACUAGCAGAUUUCACGAAACGGCUGGCCAGACUAGGCCAGCUCAGCCCCCAGGAAAGGCUCUCUUGUCUGACGAUUGUGCUAUGCUUGCAGUCAGUUAUAGGGGACGACCCGUCUAUCUAUUCGAUAUGAAGACCGAAUCCCUUGUUGGUCCUUGCAAUAGGAAAUCUACUUCUAUUGCUGCAAGGCAGUAUGUCGUUGACGCCCUGGCAUUUAACCCGAAUCGUGAGAUAAAUGCCCUCGUGGUAUCUUACGGUGAUGGAAAUCUUGUCGUAUACGACAUAUGGUCUGCUGAGUCCCGCUACCAGACUCAGGAUGUUUUUGCUCACACACUUGCAUGUUCUCCAGAUGGUCGUACCCUUGUUACUGGAAGUUCUCGCGGCACAAUUCAGAUCUUCGAAUUUUCUGGGGCGCAAGGUACAAGCCUUACACUAAUCUAUCGAAUCGAUGCAUUUGAGGAAGGCAUUCGUGGUAUAGCAUUCAGCAGGGACAGUUUGCGUUUUACUGAUAUUCGGGGCUCUCAAUACCGCAUCUGGGAGCCGGCUGUGCUCGUCGGUAAUGACUAUGAAGGUAGUCAGAGUGAGCUUAGUCAAGCAGCAACCCUGAAGCCAAAAUCCGUGGGUAUGCUUGAAGGGCCCCCAGAGGCUGAAAUCACAGCUAUAUGCACUGAUUGCAGCGGGAGAUACCUCUUCUAUGGGAAGCAAGAUGGCGCUGUAGCAUACAUGGAUAUUCAGAGCGCCACCCAGCGAGAAGUUCUCUAUCAACAUGCACUGAAUGUGAGGAUCACUUGCAUGGCUUACUGUGAUCAAACCGGUGUACUUGUUACAGCGGACGAGUCAAGUCGGAUCAUUGUGAGCACAGUCAAAGUUACAGCUGUUGGAUGUGAAGGAGCAUCAAUAGUGGGUGAUUUACGUUCCCAGGACCCUAUAAUGGCUCUUCUUCUGAACACAAGUGGGACAAAAAUACUCGUCAAGGGAAGGCAUUCGGCUCAUAUAUGGACAACAUUUGGUAUCCGAACGGGUACUGAAAUAAGUCUAAGUCGGCCUGAGGGUAAUUAUACGCUCUUGAAUCACCAGUCAUCCCCUGACCAUUUCAUAAUAAUUGGUCCGGACUGCCAGAGGAUUUAUUCGUGGAAUGAGAUUGCGAUAUCGUCAGACCGAAUUGACAAGGUUGACAACGAGGGUUCAAUUAAUGAAAGUGACCCUGUUUUUCAGGCUCUGGAUCACAGGGCUAAGACGAACAUCAACCCCAGCCGAUAUAUUGUCUCCCUAUGCGUUACACCACAAAGCUAUGAGCAAGCCGCGCGGGUAAAGCUCAUGCUAUGGGAAACUGCUCAGAUCUUCUUCGAUCAAGAAUGGCCCAUUGAGACUCCUCUGCCUGGAUUUGAACACAUAUCAGCCAAAAUAACCCAGGUCAUUGGUGUCACAGGGAGCGUCGUCCUGUUCUUGGACAGCGAUCUCUGGAUCUGCAGUGUUGAUGUAAGGCAAUGGAACGCUGAGAGGCAAGGUGCUCGGAGGCAUUUUUUCCUAAUGCCAGAAUGGAAGGGAAACAACCAGAACUUUCUGGUUGAGUACAUUCCCAGCCGACGUGAAUUUCUGGUCGUUAAGAAACACGAGGUGCUGGUCAUAAAGCGGGGCCUUGAUGUUGCAGUGCCCCUUGAAUAA